Messenger RNA from Thamnophis sirtalis, 1740 nucleotides. The record is from RefSeq and is a predicted model, not a curated record. NCBI's taxonomy places the organism in Eukaryota, Metazoa, Chordata, Lepidosauria, Squamata, Natricidae.
GGAAGCAGGGCGAGGGGUGGCUGAGUGGGCACGUGCGGGUUUUUCUUUUCUCCUUUCCCUUUCCCGAAUAAAUGCGGGUGCCCGGAGAUAACUAGGGGGUGCUAAACAGUAACUAUUUUUGGUGAGAACAUUUGGGGAAUGAAAAAUGACAUCAAUUAUCAAGCUAACAACCCUCUCAGGGGUUCAGGAAGAAUCUGCUCUCUGCUACUUACUUCAGGUAGAUGAGUUUCGCUUUUUGUUGGAUUGUGGCUGGGAUGAAAAUUUUUCUAUGGACAUCAUUGAUUCUCUGAGGAAAUAUGUUCACCAGGUUGAUGCAGUACUUCUUUCACAUCCUGAUCCUCUGCACUUGGGUGCUCUCCCAUAUGCAGUAGGAAAGAUGGGGUUGAACUGUGCUAUUUAUGCAACUAUUCCUGUAUACAAAAUGGGUCAGAUGUUCAUGUAUGAUCUCUAUCAGUCACGCCAUAAUACUGAAGACUUCACCUUGUUUACUUUGGAUGAUGUGGAUGCAGCUUUUGAUAAAAUACAACAACUAAAAUUUUCUCAGAUUGUCAAUUUGAAAGGUAAAGGGCAUGGUUUGUCUAUCACUCCAUUACCAGCAGGCCACAUGAUAGGAGGUACGAUAUGGAAAAUAGUUAAAGAUGGAGAAGAGGAAAUUGUUUAUGCAGUUGAUUUCAACCACAAGAGGGAGAUUCAUUUAAAUGGAUGUUCCUUGGAAAUGUUAAGUAGACCUUCUUUGCUCAUCACUGAUUCGUUCAAUGCUACUUACGUACAGCCAAGGCGGAAACAAAGAGAUGAGCAACUGCUAACAAAUAUUUUGGAAACAUUGAGGGGUGAUGGAAAUGUCCUAAUAGCUGUGGACACUGCAGGGAGAGUUUUGGAACUUGCCCAGCUGCUUGAUCAGAUAUGGAGGACAAAAGAUGCUGGUUUAGGAGUUUAUUCCUUGGCACUUUUAAACAAUGUCAGCUACAACGUUGUGGAGUUCUCAAAAUCUCAGGUGGAAUGGAUGAGUGACAAGCUAAUGAGGUGCUUUGAAGAUAAGAGAAACAAUCCUUUCCAGUUUCGUCAUCUGUCUCUUUGUCAUGGACUUGCAGAUUUGGCUCGUGUUCCUAGUCCCAAAGUUGUUCUUGCUAGCCAGCCAGAUCUGGACUGCGGAUUUUCAAGAGAUCUCUUCAUACAAUGGUGUCAGGAUCCCAAAAACUCUAUUAUUUUGACAUACAGAACAACUCCUGGAACACUAGCACGGUUUUUAAUAGAUAAUGCUUCUGAAAAAGUUAUAGACAUAGAGCUCAGGAAACGUGUAAAACUUGAAGGAAAAGAACUUGAAGAAUACCUGGAAAAAGAAAAAAUUAAAAAAGAGGCAGCAAAAAAGUUAGAGCAAUCAAAAGAAGCAGAUAUAGAUUCCAGUGAUGAGAGUGAUGCUGAAGAGGAUAUUGAUCAACCAUCUGUUCAUAAGACCAAACAUGAUCUCAUGAUGAAAGGUGAAGGAAAUCGUAAAGGAAGCUUUUUCAAACAAGCCAAAAAAUCUUAUCCUAUGUUUCCUGCUCCAGAAGAGAGAAUUAAAUGGGACGAAUAUGGAGAGAUUAUCAAACCUGAGGAUUUCCUCGUUCCAGAACUUCAGGCAACAGAAGAAGAAAAAAACAAAUUAGAAUCUGGCCUUACAAAUGGAGACGAGCCUAUGGAUCAAGAUUUAUCAGAUGUUCCUACUAAAUGCAUUUCAGCAAUGGAAUCAAUGGAAAUAAA